Cooperia oncophora is the source of this 399-nucleotide messenger RNA. Lineage: Eukaryota; Metazoa; Nematoda; Chromadorea; Rhabditida; Trichostrongylidae. The record is from the annotation of a GenBank genome assembly.
AUGGUAGUAGGAAUACCCAAUGUGGGAAAGUCAUCGUUGAUCAAUACAUGGCGUUCUCAUAAUAUGGGCACAAAGCAAAGCGCUGUGAUAGAAGGUGAUGAAGUUAGCUCUAUGCGAUCUGAUCCUAGAGAGCGCUACGGGAAAAUCCGAGUCGAUACUACUGGUGAUUAUUCAUACAUCAGUCAUCUGGGAAUCAAGGGCGGGCCAACCGACAACCUUGAAAAACUUCUACUUCGAGUAUGCUCUGAGAAGGAUUUUCGAAAACGUUGCCUUAUUGGGCUCACGUACGAAGAUCGCUGGGAUUUCGAUCGUGCAAUAACGAUGUUCAUACAACUGUUUCGGAAAGGUGUUAUUCGGGACUGCUGUUUGGAUAAAGAAAUGCUACGGCCGUUCAUGUGA